Messenger RNA from Plasmodium cynomolgi strain B, 642 nucleotides. RefSeq lists its product as hypothetical. NCBI's taxonomy places the organism in Eukaryota, Apicomplexa, Aconoidasida, Haemosporida, Plasmodiidae. Bases 286 to 552 code for a protein of 88 amino acids. The record is from RefSeq and is a predicted model, not a curated record. The transcript is spliced from 3 exons.
AUGCAAUACAUAAACAGCUGCACAUCCAGUGCGAUAACCUUUAAAACCGUUCAUGUUACAAAACAUUUACUCUCGCCUGUUCGACUCGUUUAACGCCAUAAUAACGAUAUUACCGCAGGAGGUACUUCAGCGCCCAGGAGUUAUCACCCCGUCAGUGCGCCACUCUUCCACUUUCUUUACCCAACCAAGGCUAAUUCACACAAACGAAAAAAAAGGAAUACCUUGGGGAGGUACCUUUUCAGACCCAAUUUAAUAGUCCCCCCUUUUGAAGUGCAGUACUACUAAAUGAACAUAAAAGCAGCCCUCUUUAAUGCGUGCCAACUUACCAUAAAAGGGACAGGCGUCGUGUUUCAUGGAAAACUGCAACAAGUAAAAUACGCCAUCAGUUUCCCGAGUUACCUUUUUAUAAUUUUUUCUGGGUUUAUGGGAGCCAUGUCAGGAAAUUUCUUUUUUAAAAAAUACAUUUUGAGGAAGAACCCCCCCAACCCCCUGAGGGACCCCAACGACUUACCGCCGGAGAAGCACCCACACACCCCUGAGGAGGAUGAUUAAAAAGGGGGGAAAGAAAUAAACGGAUAAAUAUCUAGCCAAAUAAAGUGCCAAACAUGCAGACACAAAACAGGGCGGAGCGAGGCGCAUUGU